CGAGCGACGAAUAGUAGGCAUCUACGCGAGGGUGUGUGUGUGAUUCUGGUGCGUCAUAUAUAAUGACCCGGUUCAUUAUUCCAUCGAGCAUCCAGAGACUAGCCGAGCCGAGAGAAGCAAAUAGCAAAUAGAAGCAAUAGCAGCUGCUGCUGCUGCUGCUCCUCUAGUCCUAGGCUUCUUCCCUCAGGCCCCCUCGCCUGCCCUGGCCUGGGCUUCCCUUCCCUCCCCUCCCCUGCCUCCUCCUCCUGAGAUCUGACGUGUCGUUUCCUAUUGCUGUCCGCCUUGUGCUCAUGGAUUUAAAGCAGUCUUGAGGCCCAGUCCCGCAAGAGCAGGAACGAAGGACUUUCAAGGAAGGAAGGCAGGCAGGCAGGCUUGCUUCUGAGGAGGAGGAGAGGGAGGGAAGAGAAUUGGUCCCAAGAACUGUGAGCAAGCUGCUGCUGCUGCUGCUGAAGGACAAGAGAACCAACUGUGUUGGGAGAGCUGAAGUUUGGGGGGUGGGGGGGAGGCCUGAUGAGAGGAGGAAGGAAGGCGGGGGAGGAGGGGGCAGUGGACGAGAGAAAGUUGGGGGGAGAUGAUGCUUGAAGAAAAGGUGGUGCUGCUGCUGAUUGCCUCGUUCCGCUGUGUGCAACACAGAUUGGCUUGAUUGGAUUUGAUUUGAUUGACUGAUUGGCUUCUCCUUACUACUCCUCUUCUUCCUCUUCGUCUUCGUCUUCUUUCGUCCUUUUCUUUUCUUGGAACUCUGGAGCGAGUCACAGAGUCGAGUUCUUAUUUCACCGCUCGUCUCGUUUGGUUUGGCUUCUUUCCUCGGCUUCUCUUCUCGUUCUUCUCUUCUCUUUGCUUUUCAUUUCGUAUCUGGAGUAAGUAGACUCGUGCUUCGUUCUUGGCUGCCUGUGUGCUCGUCGUCUUCUCCUCUGGGCGAGGCUUUUUCUUUCUUUCUCUCUCUCUCCAUUCACAGCAGCCAGCGCGGAUUUUUGCUUUUCUAUGCAAAGCAAGAAUCGAACGCAUUCGCGUAUCGGACGGAGGGCUGAUCCGCGCAUUCGUCAUAUCGGGAUCCUCUCGCUCUUUGGGUCUGGGUUUUGGUCCGAGGUUCUGGAAGGAGGCGAGCACUACUCUAGUGGUCUUUCUCGUUCUCGUCACAGUGCUUCAAGAAAGCAAGCUGGCUGCCAUGUCGUUCAAUUUCUUCAAGCAAUUCAAGCUAAAGUCGCCAUCGGAGCUGGUCAAGGUGACCAGGGAGGCACUCUUGGCGCUUGAUACUAAAACCGUGGCUGAAGUCCGACUCCUCGAGAAGGCCCUGGAGGAGGUAGAUAAAAAUCUUGUGGCUAUGAAGCAUAUGCUCUUGGGCGAGGGUGAUGCCGAGCCGAAUCCCGAGCAGGUUUCUCUGUUGACCGUCGAGGCUUGCAAGGAUGACUUUCUGGAGCUCCUAGUUCAAAAGCUGCCUUCCCUGGGCUGGGAUGCGAGAAAAGAUUCCGUUAAUAUAUGGUGCACGCUGCUGAGACAGAACGUGGGAGGUAGACAAAGUGGUUUGGAGUUCAUAGAGAAGCAUACUGAGCUGCUCGACUUCCUUGUCUCAUGCUAUGAAACGAAAGAGAUUGCACUCAAUUGUGGAAACAUGCUACGAGAAUGUGCCAGAUAUCCGAGCCUAGCCAAGUACAUGCUUGAGUCAGCCAGCUUCGAGCUUUUCUUUAAAUACGUGGAGCUUCCAAACUUCGAUAUCGCAUCUGAUGCCUUCUCCACCUUCAAGGAGUUGUUGACCAGACAUGAGGCGAUCGUCUGUGAAUACCUCACCACUCACUACGUCCAGUUUUUCAGGUUAUACGACAGACUGCUUGGUUCGAACAAUUACGUGACUCGAAGACAGUCUCUGAAACUCCUCGGUGAGUUUCUCCUCGAGCGUGCAAACGCCCCAAUUAUGAUGCAGUACAUCUCAGAAGUGCAUAAUCUGCGUAUCAUGAUGACACUCAUCAAGGACCCAAGCAAGAACAUCCAGUCAUCAGCCUUCCAUGUUUUCAAGGUCUUCGUCGCUAAUCCGAACAAAACUCCGGCCAUUGUAAAUAUAUUGUACAAAAACCGAGACAAGUUGCUGAGGUUUAUCGAUAACUUUCAUCUGGACAAAGAAGACGAGCAGUUCGAAGAGGAGAAGGAGUUGCUUAUCAAAGAGAUCGAGUCUCUCCAACCACUCGGGCAUUGAAGGACGGCAGUAUGCCAAUCAGCCAGCAGUCUAUCAAUUUUAUGCGAUCCUCCCCCCUCAUCUAACCUAGGAGGUCAUCAUGGCUAUCUUGCACUUCUCACUGAUGCAGCGCUUCAACAGUUAGUCAGCUAAGCUUUACGUAGGGGUUUUAUCCUCCUUGGGACUCACUGCACCCUUUUAAAACUUGGAAGUAACCUGUUAAAGAAAUGAACAUCCUCCCAGUCACGUCUUCAGUACCAUACAUUGUCCACCGUAUCUUCGAGAUCUUUGCCACUAUAUGGAGAUAGCCGAGUACAAUAGCAAGGGACAGGGUCCGUCCCAUUAAUUCUCUAUUUUUUUGUCAGAUGAAAUAGGGACAAAGAGAAGCUUUUAGAGCCCCUUAGAAUUUUGGGGUGUUAAACCACAACGUUUCACGUCAGGGUAGCUCUGCUGAAGGCCUUAGCAUCGAAGCUUAUAUUUGUAAUUGUUAUUUGGUGGUCCAUUCUCCCCGUAGGUUAGGUUUAGCAGGCUCCAGGAAUUAGGGUAUAAGAAGUAUAGGUUGUCGAGCAGUUUUUGAGAGACGUGGACCAUUCAAGUAAUUUUGAGAUCUGCAAUGAGUAAUGCAAUCUGCAUCAUCCACCACAUGUCAUAGUGGAAGGAGAAUGUGUACAGGCUUGAAACCUAAGACUGGCUUGCUUCUAUGCUGUGAAGCUCGAG
Messenger RNA from Marchantia polymorpha subsp. ruderalis, 2884 nucleotides. The record is from the annotation of a GenBank genome assembly. NCBI's taxonomy places the organism in Eukaryota, Viridiplantae, Streptophyta, Marchantiopsida, Marchantiales, Marchantiaceae.